Theobroma umbraticum is the source of this 1480-nucleotide messenger RNA. RefSeq names its product serine acetyltransferase 2;1 (gene SERAT2;1). Gene Ontology annotation, molecular function: L-serine O-acetyltransferase activity. Gene Ontology annotation, cellular component: cytoplasm. Lineage: Eukaryota; Viridiplantae; Streptophyta; Magnoliopsida; Malvales; Malvaceae. The record is from RefSeq and is a predicted model, not a curated record.
AGCCGCUUCUUUAAGCCAGUCUAUUGUAAUUAACUAAAGCAAAUACAUUUUCCUAGAAAAUCUUGUUUUCCAUGAAAGUUCUGGUGACACCUCGACCUCUGCCUCUCCCUUUAUAUAGCAAGUCUCCUCCUUUCUCUCAUCCACACCUUUCUUCUUCGAUUUUCCAAUCAAGCAAACAUCCCCACAAGCUUUCUAAAUCCAUGGCUGCUUGUAUUGACACCUCCAGAGCAACAGAGCCUUCCCAACUUUCCCAGCGUCCAGACAGGUCUCAACAUGAUGAAAAUCGUUACAAGUAUGUGAAUUUCUGCAGACCCACUUUUCCUGAUCAUGUUUCAAGCAUGCCCUUCAACAAGAACCAGACAAAGACCAUCCCCACAAGAAAACUUGUUGAUUUUCCUUUCGAAGAAGAAGAAGCAGUAGUAGUAGAAGAAGAAGAUGUUGACGCUGUAUGGCUGGCACUGAAGGAAGAAGCAAGGUUAGAUGUUGAGCAAGAACCCAUCUUGUCAAAUUAUUAUUACAGCUCGAUUUUGUCUCAGAAUUCAUUAGAAAGUGCUUUAGCGAAUCAUUUGUCAAUCAAGUUGAGCAAUUCAAGUCUUCUCAGUAGUACUUUAUUUGAUAUUUUCAUGGGGGUGCUUGUGGAAGAUCAAGGAAUUAUAAGAGCUGUUAAAGAAGAUUUGAGAGCUGUUAAAGAAAGAGACCCUGCCUGUAUAAGUUAUGUGCAUUGCUUUUUGAAUUAUAAGGGGUUCCAUGCAUGCCAAGCUCAUAGGGUAGCACAUAAUUUAUGGUCAGAAGGGAGGAAAGUUUUGGCCUUGUUGAUACAAAACAGGGUGUCUGAGGUUUUUGCUGUGGAUAUUCAUCCUGGAGCUAAGAUUGGGAGUGGGAUAUUGCUUGAUCAUGCCACUGGGGUUGUUGUUGGAGAGACGGCAGUGAUUGGAAACAAUGUGUCAAUUUUGCAUAAUGUGACGUUAGGAGGAACUGGUAAGGUUUCUGGUGAUAGGCAUCCAAAGAUUGGUGAUGGAGUUUUGAUUGGUGCAGGUACUUGUAUUUUGGGGAACAUUAUGAUUGGUGAUGGAGCAAAGAUUGGUGCUGGUUCUGUGGUAUUAAAGGAAGUGCCUCCAAGGACUACUGCGGUAGGGAACCCAGCUAGAUUGGUAGGAGGGAGGGAGAACCCCAUCAAGCUUGACAAGAUUCCAAGUUUUACUAUGGAUCAUACUUCACACAUCACUGAGUGGUCUGAUUAUGUCAUUUAGAGGGCUAACUAGUAUUCCUUAUCAAAGUUUUGGAUUUUAACCUCAUAUCGAUUCAAGCUUUUUGUUUGUGUUAUAAGAGAGAACUGAAGUUCUCCUAUUAGCAAACAGGAGUUUCUAGCUGAUAGCAUUAUAUUCUAAGCUGGCUUAAUUAUGCUGUUAUGUAGCCCAGCUUCGCUAUAAGUACAAUAUAGCAUAUCUUCUUGUGGGAAUCAUCGUUUUACUUAUUGCUA